AUGGAACCCAUCGGAGGCCCCACGAGCUCUGAAUCGACCCUGACGACAGUGGAAGAAUCGCCUGCUAAGAAGAAGAUCGAAGACCGACCGGGCCUGGAGCCUGCAAAGUUGUACAGAGGGACACGCAGUGGAAAGGCUGCCGAGGAGCUUGGCAUUCGCCUUGCGGAACUGCAUGACUUCCUUGUCACCCUCGAGGACAACGCUUUCAUGACCCAGCUUUCUGGGAUGUCUGCUCCCCAACAAAUCUGGGAUGUGAGCUAG
Molecule: messenger RNA, 261 nt
Organism: Fusarium verticillioides 7600
Lineage: Eukaryota; Fungi; Ascomycota; Sordariomycetes; Hypocreales; Nectriaceae
Exons: 2
Coding region: 1-261 (86 amino acids)
Source: RefSeq, a predicted model, not a curated record